CAUGCCAAGCAAGCCUUAGCUCUCUUGCUGCAAAUGACCAUUGUUGGUUUUUCUUUCACCAUCCAUUGGUUGCUUCAAAAUGGCAUUAUUAGAAUUCCCAUUUUUUUUCAUUUGAGGCUCACUUCUUGCUGGUUCUUUUGAGUUGGUUUCAGGCACGAUGUCAUUUUUUUUGUUCUUGUAGAUGAAGUACAAUAUCAUCUGAACUAAUCCAAGAAGGAAUAUUUGAUGUCUGAAUAUACAAGCAGACACCAAAGAGAAAAUUAAGGGUUUGUAUUUUAGUGCUUGAAAAUUGGUCUAAUAAUAAGUUUUUGUUGGUAAUUAGCUAGCGAAAACGGUUUUGAAGGAGCGAAGUCAGAGGAACACGCAAAGGAGAGCGUUGAAGAACCAGUUGUUGAGGAUGAGAAAGCAGAGUCCGCUGCUCUUCGUCCAUCUGAGGGGGUUCCUGAAACAACAGGUAAAGAAGAACCCGCUGCAGAUGGUCAUGACGCUGUUAAUACCCAACGGGCUUCUGUUGAGGAUUUGAAUACAGAUGAUGCUGAGAAGAAAGAGGAAUCGGAGAAACAUUCUGAGGAGGACGAGGAUCCUGCGUCUGACACUCAAACUACCUCACGCAAAAUGGAGGUUCCCAAUGAUAAGGGUGGAGAAACUAUUCGUUACCUGCAGUAUAAUUCUGGGGCAAAAAUUCAAAUCACAAGGGAUGCUGAUGCUAAUCCUCAAUCCACAACAAGGCCAGUAGAAAUAAUAGGGACUUUAAGUAAUAUAAAGAAGGCUGAGAAGCUCAUUAAUGCUGUCAUAGCAGAGGCUGAUGCUGGUGGUUCCCCCUCCCCUGUAGCUAGGGGCCUACCUAGUGCACAGACCAGUGGAGUGGGAGAACAACUUGAGAUGCAAGUUCCAAAUGAGAAGGUUGGUCUGAUCAUAAGCAGAGGUGGGGACGCCAUUAAAGCUCUCCGAGCCAAAUCGGGAGCGCGCAUUCAGGUAUUGAUACCUCAACAUCUUCCAGAAGGGGAUGGUGCCAAAGAAAGGACAGUGAGAGUGACUGGUGAUAGAAAGCAAAUUGAGAUGGCUAGAGAAAUGAUAAAGGAUGUUACGAAUCAGCACCUUUUUCUCUAUUUGAAGGAAGGUUGUGUCAUAGUUUUUUGUGGGAAUGAGAGCUAUUUACUUGAUACGUGGGAAGUUGUGGUAUUGAUGAAUGAUUCAUUCCAAGGUCACUUGAAUGCUCUUAGGAAGAUCAUAUAUGCAAUCCAAGAGGUCGGUUGCCACGAUUUAUUUAUGAUGAAGGUGCCGAUUUCGAAUUGGUUGACUUUAAAAAUGCAGAUUUGGCUUUUGCCUUUCCCAUGGGGCCAGCAUUGCUUUCUCGGUGUAGGAAUAGACAACCACCAUUCACUUUCAUCCACUGAAGAGGGAUAUCAGGCAUUAAAUCUCGCAAUUGCUGGAUGUUAAUAGUUGGUAAGAUUGCUUUGAGACUUGAAAGUUAAAAAUCAUUCAGUGAGACUGUAUUGUAUUAACCUUAGUGCUCUUUAGUGCCCCUUCUAUGAAUGAGACAUUUGUUGGAAGAAGUAUAAUUCGCGGUGAAGUCAUUGUGUAUGAAGUCAUUUUCAGAUUGAUACAUAUAUUAGUUCAUAUCUAUUGCUGUGCUGAACAUAUGAAGAAUGUGGUACAUCUUCUAUGACAUGUAUUGGGCUGCUGCAAAGUUGCAAUAAAGGCUCAAUUACCGAGU
This is a messenger RNA of Hevea brasiliensis (rubber tree), 1717 nucleotides long. RefSeq lists its product as uncharacterized. Gene Ontology annotation, molecular function: mRNA binding. Gene Ontology annotation, cellular component: cytoplasm. Gene Ontology annotation, biological process: regulation of gene expression. The transcript has 6 exons. The record is from RefSeq and is a predicted model, not a curated record. NCBI's taxonomy places the organism in Eukaryota, Viridiplantae, Streptophyta, Magnoliopsida, Malpighiales, Euphorbiaceae. The coding region runs from base 616 to 1440 and encodes 274 amino acids.